Molecule: messenger RNA, 759 nt
Organism: Cercospora beticola
Lineage: Eukaryota; Fungi; Ascomycota; Dothideomycetes; Mycosphaerellales; Mycosphaerellaceae
Cellular component (GO): plasma membrane
Molecular function (GO): acetate transmembrane transporter activity
Source: RefSeq, a predicted model, not a curated record
AUGUUGCUAGUCUGCGUCGAGUACGAACAAUUCGAACGUCUUUUCCUGUCUCCACGCAAUGUGAAGGCCUCGCCUCUCAAGGGCUUUGCCAAUCCUACUCCUCUCGCCAUUAUGGGUUUCUCCGUUGGCCUAACACCUCUGUCGGCAGCUUUGUUGGGCUGGCGAGGAGCAGGUGGAGCAGCACAGUCUAGCGUGGGAGCAACCCUGUGGUUUGGCGGUUUCUUGUUGAUUCUGGCUGGAUUGGGAGAAUUCAUCUUGGGCAAUACUUUCCCCUUCCUCGUCUUUAUGGGCUACGGUGCCCAUUUCUUGACAUUCGGAACGACCUUCAUCCCAUACUUCAAUGCCGUCUCCGCCUACACCUCAGGCAACCCGUAUAUUGGAGAGAUGAACCAGCAGCAAACUGCCGCAUUUGCCAAUAGUUACGGCUUCUACCCGCUCUCCCUCGGCAUCCUAUCCUUCAUCUUCCUCCUCUGCUCCCUCCGAACCAACUUGAUAUUCUUCCUCAUCUUCGUCGCUGCCACCUGCGGUUUCGGCUUCGCGACUGCCUCGUUCUUCUACGCUGGAAUCGGAGCCAUGGCACAGUCGAGCCAGUUCCUCGUUGCAACGGGUGCUGCUUUCUGGGCUGCGGCUAUGUUGGGUUGGUAUCUGUUGUUGUCGAUUAUGAUCGAGACUAUGGAGUUGCCACUCCCGGCUUUGCCUGUUGUGGAUUUGAGCAAUCGCAUCAAGGCUAAGAAGCCAAAGGCAGAGAAGGGAGUUUAG